Penicillium verhagenii is the source of this 2403-nucleotide messenger RNA. RefSeq names its product non-ribosomal peptide synthetase. The transcript has 2 exons. Lineage: Eukaryota; Fungi; Ascomycota; Eurotiomycetes; Eurotiales; Aspergillaceae. Bases 1 to 2403 code for a protein of 800 amino acids. The record is from RefSeq and is a predicted model, not a curated record. Gene Ontology annotation, biological process: secondary metabolite biosynthetic process; amino acid activation for nonribosomal peptide biosynthetic process. Gene Ontology annotation, molecular function: phosphopantetheine binding. Gene Ontology annotation, cellular component: cytoplasm.
AUGGCACCCGCAAUCACGACUGUUGACUAUGAUGUCACCCGUAUUCCUCAAACUGCCCCUAGAUUCAUAACGAAGGGUUCCUGUCUUAUUCCCCGUGAAUUUGUCGACCUUUCGUUGACCCUCGAUGAAUCCCAUAUCCUCAAUGCCGCAGAGUCCCAAUAUUUAGAACAUUUGGAUCCAGAAUGUGCCGAGGAACUCGAUAUCGAAACCAUUCUCGAUGUCUGCUGGUUACUGGUGAUAAACUGUUUCUCGCCCUCGAGGGCCAUGUUCCUCAAUUUCCAUCCGGAAUCGAAUUUCUGCUAUGUGGAUGAUACUUUCCAGCCAGGAAAGAAUUGUCAUGCACUUGAUUUUUCUGCUGAGCGUUCAUUGAAGGAGAUUGUUCAGGACUUCUGCCGUAUUAAGACGGGCUUGGAUUUGAUUUCUCUUGACGACGGGCCAGCUCCUGAUAAGCAGAAGCGCUUCCUUACCUCUGCCAUCCGGUAUGCUGCUGAUCUCGUCACUUUGCAUGAGGCUCCCCCAUUUGUCAACUCGAAAAUCUCCGAGCCAAAGCUCUUGCUUAACGUGACAAAUCAAAAAGGCAAGUUGCACGCAUGCCUCGCCUUCGUGUCGCCCGAGAUCGACAGAGAGUUCGCCACAAGCCUUCUCCACUGCUUCAACAAGGUUGUCGCUUCAGUUCACAAAUCCCCAGAAAUCGCAGUGGAGACUCUCGAUUUAUGGUCUGAUCUUGACCUUAUUCUUAUGCAAAAGUAUACAAAGGAGGUCUCCAGUUCCCACAAUGUCCUGCUUCAUGAAAUGGCCUUGGAGCAUGCCCGACUGACCCCGGAUGCCCCAGCUAUCUGCUCGUGGGACGGAGAUCUCACAUACAAGGAGUUAGACGACCUCACAUCUCGCCUCGCUCUACACUUGGCCAACAUGGGGGUUGGUCCGGAAACCUUCGUUCUCAGCUUUUUUGAAAAGUCCACUUGGGCUAUUGUCGCUCGCCUUGCUAUCUUGAAAGCCGGUGGAGCCUAUAUCUCUAUUGAUGCCCUUGAUCCUCCAAUUUUCCUUGACUCGGUCAUAAGUCGAGUGAAUGCUAAGAUCAUGCUAACAUCCCCGGAGUAUGCCUCAAAAUACGAGUCUCUCAUAUCAAACAUCGUCGCAAUUGAUGCGCACAUGGUCAAAGAAUUAUCAUUACCUGCGGACGGUGGAGUAGUGUGUUCCAAUGUACAGCCGGGAAAUGCCUGCUUGAUUCUGUUUACCUCUGGAAGCACGGGUCAACCCAAGGGUAUCAUCCAAGAACAUCGCUCCUACGCCACAGCAAUUCGGGACUACAAUAAGAUUCUUGGGCUAGGUCGUCAUAGUCGCGUGUUUCAGUUCGACGAUUACGCGUUCGAUAUUAGUAACAAUGACUACCUGACAGCUUUGUCUGCUGGUGGUUGCUGCUGUGUUCCCACACCCGAGAAGACUAUCCCUGCUCUCAUCGAGCACAUGAACAUCUUAAAAGCCAAUAUGAGCUUCAUGACGCCAACCAUCGCCAUUCAACUCGGCCCUCAAGACGUCCCAACACUGGAAUUGCUCUGUGUUGGCGGUGAGCCCAUGUCAAAUGAUUUGCUGGUGAAAUGGGGCCCACAUGUGAGACUUGUAAAUCAGUACGGAAUGGGCGAAGCGGCUACUUUCUGUGCCUACAACGAUAAUCCCAAGUCAGGUCAGAACGCGAUCGUCGGGAAGUCCGGCAGCGGUGCUAUUUGGAUCUCGAAUCCUUCCUGCCCGGAGCGGCCCGUACCCGUUGGCGCUGUCGGCGAGAUCUUAAUUGAAGGGCCCCACCUUUCUCGCGGGUACCUGGAUGAUCUUUGCCAAAAGCCCGAUGUCGGCUUCCUCACCACAGUGCCCCGAUGGAUCGCAGAUCUCCACCCAUCCCGAGCAUCCACCUCUCGGAUUUACCGAUCUGGUGAUCUUGGUCGAUAUUUACACGACGGCACAGUGGAGCACAUGGGCCGGAAGGACACUUUGCUUAAGUUCAACGGCGCCCGUGUGGAGUCGACUGAGGUUGAAUAUGUUCUGCGCAAAACCCUCUCGCCCGGUGACUUUGUUCUUAUUGACCUGUUGGGUCAGAUUGAUGGUGUUGAUGACCCCAUCCUUGUGGCGUAUAUUUAUCUUAUCGAUAACCCCACAAAUCUCCUUCCUGGUGUCUCUGAUCAGGAAAUGUCGUUCCGACCCAUAGACAAUCGUCUGCGUGUGAAUUCUUUGGUGGUUGAGAUGGAGAAAGAAGUCAAAGACACCCUGCCAAUACACAUGGUGCCCAGCUUAUUUAUACUAGUCGAUCGUGUACCCCGUACCAGAUCUAACAAGCUUGAUCGCCGAAAGUUACAUCAAAUUGCCCAAAAAUGGUACAUGAAGAACCGAGAUGUAUUAAGUAUCAACUGA